Messenger RNA from Gadus morhua (Atlantic cod), 2730 nucleotides. RefSeq names its product zinc finger protein 131 (gene zbtb35). Gene Ontology annotation, molecular function: DNA-binding transcription factor activity, RNA polymerase II-specific; protein binding; RNA polymerase II cis-regulatory region sequence-specific DNA binding. The record is from RefSeq and is a predicted model, not a curated record. The transcript is spliced from 9 exons. Gene Ontology annotation, cellular component: nucleus. The coding region runs from base 138 to 1934 and encodes 598 amino acids. NCBI's taxonomy places the organism in Eukaryota, Metazoa, Chordata, Actinopteri, Gadiformes, Gadidae. Gene Ontology annotation, biological process: regulation of transcription by RNA polymerase II.
CUGGGAAUCGGAGGCCCUACUGGAGAACGACCGCCCUUUUUGGAGCAACGAGAGUAGAGGAGCUCUACGUGCGUCGGGACACAUAAUACCAUAAAACUACUUUCUAAAGCAACGUGGCUGGACAAGAGGCAAGGAUCAUGGCGGAUGAGGUGGAGGGGGAGAUGGAGCGUGGAAGCAUGUUCCCGUCGCACUACAAAGUCAUGCUGGACAAACUGAAUGAACAGAGACAACUUGACCAGUUCACAGACAUUACCCUGAUUGUUGAUGGGCACCAAUUCCGAGCACAUAAAGCAGUCCUUGCAGCUUGUAGUCAGUUUUUUCACAAAUUCUUCCAGGAUUUCACCCAGGAGCCUCUUGUGGAGAUAGAGGGUGUGAGUAACUCCGCCUUCCGCCAGCUGAUGGAGUUCACCUACACGGCCACGCUAGCCAUCAGUGACGAGGAGGAGGCCAAUGAUGUCUGGAAGGCAGCAGAGUACCUGCAGAUGCAAGAGGCUCUCAAGGCGCUCAACAACAAGGGGACAGAGAGUCCCUCGCAAGAUAUCCCAGAGAAGAGGGGAGUCAAGAGGAAAAUCAGCGAGACGUCCAACGUAAUCACGGAGACGCUGCCCUUGGUAGAAGGGGAACAGGUGGAGAUCGAGGUGAUCGAGGGAGGCAUUGAGCUGGAGGAGUCGGGACUGGAGGAGGUGGUGGACGCGGCCAAGAGCGCCGCCCAGCCCACCUCGGACGACUCGGCCCUGGUUCUGCUCGCCGACAUCACCAGCAAGUACCAGCAGGGGACGCAAGCGAUGCAUGUGAUCAAGAAGGACCAAGAGGUGUCGUACCAGGAGGAGACGGUGACGGCCUCCAAGGUGCUGGAGAACGUGGAGAUGGUGGAAGUGCAGAUCUCCCAGGUGGACAAUAUGUUCCGCUGUCACAAGUGCGAGCGCAGCUUCAAGCUCUACUACCACCUCAAGCAGCACAUGAAGACGCACGCCGGGCCCCUUGACAAGCCGCACGUGUGUGCCUACUGCGGCAAGGCCUACACGCGGGAGGGCGCGCUCAAGCUGCACGUCACCACCUUCCACUUCGAGGCGGAGGAGCUGUCGCGCAGCCAGCGUCCGCAGAAGCGGGUGCACGUGUGCGAGUACUGCGACAAGAACUUUGACCACUUUGGCCACUUCAAGGAGCACCUGCGCAAGCACACGGGCGAGAAGCCCUACGAGUGUCCCGACUGUCACGAGCGCUUCGCCAGAAACAGCACCCUCAAGUGCCACAUGUCCGCGUGUCAGAAUGGAGCGGGCGCCAAGAAGGGACGCAAGAAGCUGUAUGAAUGCCAGGUGUGCAGCAGUGUGUUCAACAGCUGGGACCAGUUCAAGGACCACCUGGUGAGCCACACCGGGGACAAACCCAACUACUGCACCCUGUGUGACCAGUGGUUCACACACCCCAAGGAGCUCACGGCCCACCUCAGGGAGGUGCACGACACGCUGGAGGACCAGGUGGUCGCCUCCCCCGUGGUCCCCACGACAACGGAGGAGGAAGAGGAGGAGGAGGAAGAAAUGAUGGAGGAGGAGGAGGAGGAGGAGGGGGAGCAGAUGGUGGUCGGCCUGGAGGGCGGCGAGACGCUGCUGCUGGACGACGGCAUCCAGGUGGAGGCGGUGACGGUGGAGCCCCCCGACAUCAUGAGCAUGGGGGAGGAGGAGGAGUCCUCAAACACCAUCACCACCACCACCACCACCACCGCCAUGGUGAUGGAGGACGGGGGUCUGAGGGAGAUGUGCGAGGAGGACGUGGAGAGACUGCAGGCGGCCGGCGUUCACAUCCAGGUGGUGCACCUGACCAGCGCCGAACUGGAGCAGCAGACUGUGGUCAACUCUGAGGUUGAGGUGACGCUGGAACAGGAGGUGGUGGAGGAGGAGGUGGAGGUAAAGGGGGCGCACACGGAGCAGGUGUGAGAGACCGUGGAGGAGACGGGAGUGCGUUGGCGUCGGGGCAGGCGAACAAACCAAGCAGCAUGUCAAAGGCCUGUUCUGAACAGGGGCACGCUGUGGCCCAAUCAUCCUUCAUCUAUCGCAGAGCACUCAUGGCCAAGAACUCUCUGGAGAGAACGGCAGUAUUGCUGGUUGUGAUGCUUUAUUUAUAUUUCCACCUGGUGUUCAACACGAUCAAUGUUAUGAAAAAGAAUCACUUUACAUUAUCUUUUUUAAGAGGUGCCAUGGCCUUGCUCUACGUCGUUGCUCCGCAUGUGUAAAUAUCUGUCGGAUACAUUUUCGGGCCAGUGUUUUUUUGACAGCGCUCAACGUUACGUACUGUGAACUCAAAUGCCAACGGGUAUGUGGUGCUCAUGUCUUAAAGCCAUCUUCAUAUUUUUUGUUUUGGUUACCAUAUAACACAUUGGUCCAUUAAAAGAACGAUAACCAAUGGAAUGGAAAUAGAACUGAUAAGGAAGUCAUUGAAAUGGGCUACAGAGUAUAUUUUUCUUAAAUAUUUACUCACUUUGUAUAGACGAAGAAUUUGGUUUGGAUGAAUAGGGACGUCAAUGUAUGAUUCUUUAAGUUAUACAUGCCUAAAGUACAACUGCUUUUUGUACCGUUCAAGCAAAUACGUCUUCCUUUGUACAUAUUGAAUAUCCAAAUGAAUGUUUUACUUUGAAACCAGACGUUUGAAAACGUUUGAUUGAAUUUGAACAUUGUUUGAGAUGCUGAGCUUGUUUUUGUAGAAAAAAUAAAAAUGUAAGGAAAAACAAAAUCA